AUUCCCUGUCUGUGCAGCGGUGCCUCGUGUUUACUGUGCCGAUGUUGUCCCAACAGCAAGAAUUCAACAGUGACGCGUCUUAUCUAUGCCUUCCUCCUCCUUCUCAGCACUGUUCUUGCCUGCAUUAUGCUGGCACCAGGGAUGGAAGAGCAGCUGAAAAAGAUACCUGGAUUUUGUGAUGAGGGGCUUCAUACUCGGAUACCGCAUAUGAAUGGUUUUGUCAGCUGCGAUGUGUUUGUUGGAUACAGAGCUGUCUAUCGAAUCAGCUUUGCCAUGGCAGUGUUCUUCUUUCUUCUCUCUCUGCUCAUGAUAGAAGUGAAAACAAGUAAUGAUCCAAGAGCCUCGGUACACAAUGGGUUCUGGUUCUUCAAAAUAGCUGCCAUUGUGGCGAUCAUGGUUGGAGCGUUUUACAUUCCUGAAGGGCCUUUCACAAGAGCUUGGUUUGCUAUUGGUGUUUGUGGAGCCUUCUGCUUCAUUCUUAUCCAGCUGGUGCUUCUUGUGGAUUUUGCUCACUCCUGGAAUGAGAGCUGGGUUGAGAGAAUGGAGGAGGGAAAUUCUAAAUGUUGGUAUGCAGCUCUGCUGUCCUGUACAAGCUUGUUCUAUGCCUUGUCAGUGGUUUUUAUUGUGCUCUUCUAUGUUUUCUACACAAAGCCUGAUGACUGCACUGAGAACAAGUUCUUCAUAAGCAUUAAUAUGAUCCUGUGUGUUGCUGUCUCCAUUGUUUCUAUCCUUCCAAAAGUUCAGGAAUAUCAGACUCACUCUGGCCUCCUCCAGUCCUCUGUUAUCACGCUCUACACCAUGUAUCUCACUUGGUCAGCCAUGUCCAAUGAGCCUGAACGAAGCUGUAACCCGAGUUUGCUGAACAUCAUUACCCAGAUAGCUACACCCACAGUUGGUCCAGCAAAUACCACUGUUGUACCUGCUACUCCAGCUCCGCCCAAGUCCCUACAGUGGUGGGAUGCCCAGAGUGUUGUUGGAUUGGUUAUCUUUGUCCUUUGCCUCUUGUAUUCCAGCAUCCGCUCUUCAAGUAACAGCCAGGUGAACAAGCUGACACUGUCUGGGAGUGACAGUGCCAUUCUGGAGGAGACUGUGGGAACAGGCAGCGGGGCUGCAGAGGAAGGAGAAGUGCGCCGUGUCAUGGAUAACGAGAAGGAUGGUGUUCAGUACAGCUACACCUUCUUUCACUUCAUGCUCUUUCUUGCCUCUCUUUACAUCAUGAUGACACUCACGAACUGGUACAGCCCUGAUGCAGAUUUUAAGACAAUGACAAGUAAGUGGCCAGCCGUGUGGGUGAAGAUAACCUCCAGCUGGGUUUGUCUCCUCCUUUACCUUUGGACCUUAGUGGCUCCUCUUGUCCUUACUAAUAGGGACUUCAGUUAACUUGCUGCAUCUGUCUAAGCGUACAAAAGUGGGGAGAAAAAAAAAAAGUUUCUUGCUGAAAGCCAAAAUGUUCAUGUAUUGCUUUAGUUA
Messenger RNA from Phaethon lepturus (White-tailed tropicbird), 1470 nucleotides. It is a transcript of the gene SERINC3, whose product is annotated as serine incorporator 3. Lineage: Eukaryota; Metazoa; Chordata; Aves; Phaethontiformes; Phaethontidae. The transcript is spliced from 9 exons. The record is from RefSeq and is a predicted model, not a curated record. The coding region runs from base 127 to 1380 and encodes 417 amino acids. Gene Ontology annotation, cellular component: membrane.